ACGUGAUUGGUCUGUCAUUAUGGCUGCUUCCUGCGAAGUGACAGGUCUGACAGUCAGUUAGAUCUACCCAGUUGCAAAAGUUGGAAGAAAGUCCAAUGAAAGGGAACAUUCAACAUCACAAUUUCUGCCAGAUGAAAUGGAACCCCAGACACUUUUCAGGAUUCUACAAUAAUUAAAACUUUCUUCAAUACGGUGUACGCCAUAAGAAAAGUCUUGCAGCAAUGUUGAAAAAUCCAGUGUUUGUGGAGUCAUUCAUUGUUUUCAUCAUCGUGUUGUCUGUCCAUGCUGUGAUCUGGAACCUCUUUACCUGGUGCACACUUGCCUUGGCGAUUCAAGCUUAUUACGUUCAGCACAAGUGGGACAGGUUACUGAAAUCCGGAAAUGCUGUUUUUCAAUAUAGAUCAGCCUUUAGUAGUGGCCUGCUGCCAGCCAGUGUGGUUUUGCCUUUGCUAGGAAUUGUAUUAAAGGAGCAGUGGGAAACUGUUGGAAAUGUACAGUUCGAGCGGUUCUGCACCAUGUGUUCAGCUGCAGGAAUGGCCAUUGCUCUGUUUAUCUCAUUACUGGGUUUGGGCCUCACAAAGCCUCGGCCCACGAAUACCAGCAUUGUGUACGGUUUUGCAGCCAGUGCCAUAAUAUAUGCCCUGAAGCACGCUCUUGCAGUGUCUGAAGUCAUCGAAAUCCUGGAGAUACUAUUGAUUUUUGUCUAUCUUUCUCUCAUUGUCCUUUAUAUCAUGCCACGAAGCUUCACACCAGGAGAAGUUAUGUUGUUCUUGUCAGGUUUGAGCAUAGUUACCAACCAGCUCAUCAAACGCUCUUUGACUUUUGGAGAUGGUAGAUGCGAUCCACUUGCAUCAUUCCUCUUGGUAACUGUGGUUGGAAUGGCCCUCCUGGGAUUUAUUUUCGCUCUCAUGUACUGUUUCAUGGACUCUAAAACCUGGGUUUCAUCACUGAUUUUCCAUGUGACCACUUUGGCUUUUGGAAUGGGAAUCAUGGUGCCCUGGUUCUACCGGCUGACCAGAAACCAUCUUUUUCCUUGGCUUCUCAACUUCCUUACAGCAACCAGCACAAGGAUCUACCUACUGAGCUACUGGAUCACACUGGCAUUUUUUGCUUCUGUCAUUGUCUUUCAUCAGAACAGUAAGCAAUCAUCUGGGUCUAAAAAGUACAAAGCUUCAACUGCUAUAAGGAAAAGUUUUCAUUUCAUCAUAGUGGCAACCUAUGUCCCAGGUCUCAUCUAUGAUCGUUCACUACUCUAUGUUGCUGCUGUGGUUUGCUUUGCUGCAUUUGUGACGUUGGAAUAUAUAAGGCAUUUUAGGAUUAAACCACUAGGAAUGAUGUUGAGACCAAUGCUGGCCCUGUUCCUUGAUGAUCGUGAUAGUGGUCCUUUGAUCCUGACACACAUUUACCUGCUAUUAGGACUGACCCUGCCUGUAUGGCUUUUCCCUGGAGUGUUUGCCCCACAGAGCUCUUUCUCAGGAGAAGUAGCACUGGCUCCAUAUGCUGGAGUUCUAGCUGUGGGAAUUGGCGAUGCAUUGGCUUCUGCUAUUGGAAGCACAAUGGGAGAAGUUAAGUGGCCUGCAACUAAGAAAACCUUUGAAGGAACAGCAACUUCUGUCUUUGCCCAAAUCAUCGCUGUUGCUUUGAUUCUGAUCUUUGAUAAAACAGUGAGUUUGAAUGGCAGCUACACCUGGAUUGUGGGAUCUAUUGUUAUAGUCUCCCUAUUAGAAGCGUACACUGAUCAAAUAGACAAUCUUUUAUUGCCCUUGUAUCUUUUCCUUAUGCUAAUGGUUUGAUUGAGACAGUUGGAUGUACACUAAUGUUGCAGCAAAUUCAGGGGCAGAUACUACCCAAAAAAAAGGAAAUCAUAAUAUUUGAAGGUGAUUCCAAAACAAAUUAAUGUUGAACUGACAAAUUAUUAUUUUAAAACAAUGAUAACUGUAAUACAAAAGAAUGUGUUAACGCUUUUCCCGAUAGUGAAUUCAUUCCCUGAAGUGAAAUUAAGCCCAACACACAAGGAAAGUCCCUUAGUUUGUUCCCUGGUUUGGAUUGAUUUAAACAGCCUCGCCCUGACUUGGGAAAUUAAUUAAUUACAUCAGCCAGAGCAUCCAGAAUCUAUAAAGAAAGGAAGAUCUUGAAUCUUCAGACACAGCCUUUCAUUUUAGCAAUGAAUGAAGAAUUGUGCCUUAAACAUCAGAAUGGUAAAGGUCACAACUGCUGUUUUUUCACAUGGACCUCAACACAUUAUCAGUUUGAAGAGAGAGAUCUUGUCAAGUGGUAUUUUCUCUGUUCAGUAAAAAUGAAACAAAAAUAGUGCAUCCCAACCAUUGAUAUGUCAAUCUUUAUAUUUCUGAUAUUCGAUUAACUGUGACUGACUAGUAUUUUUUUUUCAUGCAGUUGGAAGUCACAAUUCACAAUAAAAUACUGCAGCUGUUGAAAUUCUGAGACAAACAUCAACAUUACUGGAAACACUCCGCAAGAAGUAUGGUGAAAAGAAAAGGUUAAUAUUUCAGGUCUAAUCUUUUCAUGUUCUGAAUCAAAGAUUAGAGCAGAAGGAUUAACUUUUCACCUCCUUUUAACCUCCUGUCUGACUUACUGAGUCCUCCCAGAAUGUUCUGUUUCGAUUCCAGAUUUUCAACGUCUACAUAUUUCAUUACCAUUCCUGACCACUAUCCAGUAAAUCCUGAUGAUGAAAGGUUCUCAUGUGGAUUUUAGGCAAGGAUGGCUUUGAUCUGAAUAUAAAAUGUCCUUUCACUAACCCAACCUGGUAUUAUCAAAUGUAAAGAGAAUAGGGAAAAGAUUAUUAAAACUUGCUUUUUAAAAACAAGGUAUUGAUUCAAGAAAAAAAUCUCAACUAGCAGAUCUUGUGAUAAUACUGUAUUUUACAUGUGUGUUGCUGAUAUUUGCUGAUUGAGGUGUAUUGAUCACACACAACCAUCUGCAAACUUAGUCAUGUGACUUAUGCCUGAUGGACCUUAAGAUUUUAUUGCACGGAAGAUCAUAGCUAAAAUUUAUAUGUAUCGGAAAAUGGAAUGAAUAUUAAUUCUUACUGAAACCACAUCAACCAGGAACAGUACAAAGGGGUAUGGUUGGUACUUGAGUAACCUGGAACAAUGCAGAACAUUUAGAAAGUAUACACUGCAAUUUGUAACUGUUAUACUUCACAAACAUAAGCAAAUUGUGAUCUGUCAUUGGAGAAAGAAGCAGUGAACAGACUGAAGAUCUUUAUCAGGGUGAUUGGAGAGAAGGUUAGGUGGGUAAAGAUUUGGUGAGUCACUCAAUCAAGGUCACUAGUAUCUACGUUACAGGAACUGGUCCAGAAAACAGAGACCUGGAAGUCAGUUGCCAGUCAUUCAGCAAUGGUUACUGCAUAAUGAUGCAGAAAAAAAACAGAAAGGGAAUUAGAAAAGUGAUUCAAUCCUGCUGUGCCAUUCAAUAUGAUCAUACGUGAUCAUUUUCUCGAAUGCCAUUUUUCCUGCACCUUAUCUGUUUAUCUCAGCUUUAAAUAGUGAUGGAGCAUCCAUAACCCUUAUCCUUUGAGUGAAUCCAUUUCUCCCCAACACUUCCAAAAAAUUGCACCUUAGCCUGAGAUUGUGCCCAUAUUCUUGAUUUCCCACCCAACAGAAACAAUCUCAUUGUCUACCCUGUCAGGUCCAUGAUUCUAAAAGCUCUGGUUUUGGUUUGGUGUAAACAUUUAACUUUUUAUGCCCUUAUUAAAUACCUUAGAUACAUUCCUUAGGACAAAUGCACUUUUUAAAUGUAAGUUUUUCAUGCAAGUAACAAAAAAGUGAGAAAGACAGAUACUUCGCCCAACUAUCUCUCAGACACAUGCACAAAAAAUGCUUACGAAUGAUCUUUAGUUACUAAAGAACAAAAUCAUAACUACAAUACAUUUUGCACUAAUUUAUAUUUAAACAUCAGUGCUUUUCUUUGACUGAUAUGUGAUGAGUCACAUUCCAAAUUUCACCAUUUCAACUUGUGGUUGUUAGUCUGUCCCAUGUUUUCUAAUUGGGCAGUAGUUAACACCCACUCGAGAAAUUUCAUCUCCAGGAUGAAAGAAAUCACUACCUCAAUGAUUGGCUGGUGAACAUUUGAAUAAUUGUUUCUGGGUGGGUGGGAAAAAGUGAAAUAUUGCUGCUUAUUGUAGAACAUACGUUUCAGCAUCUAUGUCUAUGUGGUCAAAUAUCUGUUUAAAUGGUUACUUCAAAUAGUGCAUAAAUGGGGGAAUUGCUGGUUUUACUCAUAAUGUCACUAAACUAAUAAUCCAGAUGCCCAGGCUAAUGCUCUGGGCACAUGGGUUCAUCCCAUCGUGGUAGAGAAUAGAAUUUAAACAAAUUAAUAAAUUUUAAUAUGAAGAUAGUCUCAUGGUCACUAUAAUUGAGACUAUCAACAAUUGUUCUAAAAACCCAUCUGGUUCACAAAUGGUCCUUUGGGAAGAAAAUCUGCCAUUCUUCCUUGUUCUAACCUAGAUGUGAUCAUGGACCCACAACAAUGUGAUUUACUCUUAACUGCCCUUUCAAAUGAAGCACUCGGUUCAAGGGCAAUUAGGGGUGGGCAAGGCAAAUGCAACACCAAUAUCCCAUGAAGGAAUAGAGAAUAUUAAGAGAGUUAUAUGAGAAAAUAAUUUAUCAGGUCAUGGAAUAAGCUAAGCAUCUUGGUCUUCAUUACAACCUAGUGACACCAGUUGAGAAAGAUGUCUGCAUCAAUGUCAGGUUGGUUCAAACUUGGUUGUGAUGUAUUUAUAAUAAGGUGGGCUUGUAAGUGACCACAGGUCAAUACACUGAGUACUUGUCGAAUGAGAGGAGCAGCAAGUGAAUACCUACAGCGGAGAUGGCAGAAGACCAAACAAUUUUAUACUGAGGUUUUUCCGUACGGUUAGUCAUCCAAGCUUGUAGUUCAUUCCAAGAAAAUUAAGCACACCUCAUUGAAUACAACAAAAUGAAUGUUGUCUCUUAUUACUUCAGUUUGCUGAAGGACUGAUACAUUCAAGCACUGUUCUACACAAGUUGCUUGCUUUUUCUUUAAAUUAUGAUCUGCGCUGUAAAAUGAUUGUUGACUUCAAGAAAUUUACUGAAAUUAAAUUUCUUGAUAAUAAACCUUUGAUAAGAUGCAUGCAUAACUUUAUAAUCACAAAAGAUUUGGAAGCAGAAGAUCUUGGGAGACUACAAAAUACUAAUAAACUAUGUAAAAAUGAUUCUAUAGUUAAAUUCUGUGUGCUGCAAUUACUGAAUACAUGCUUUGUUAACUUCUGAUAUGUAAAAAAACUUCAUGUAACUUGCAUGGUGCCUGACAGUUAAAUAAGAAUUUUCAUUUUACAAUGUUGCACUGAUAGCAAUCUGUUUUAACAUGGCUAUUGUCUACUAGUUGUAAUGAAUCAUGAAUAUUUGUUUUUAAUAGCUUUUUCUCCCUUCUGGCCUAUUCCAAUGUUACUUUUGCUUCCUCUGACACAUUCUCCCACACUCUGUCCGUUGCUUGUACCCUUUUCCCAGUCCUCCUAUUCCAUCUAUUUUCAGUGAUGAGAAGAAAUCCCUAUGCCAUGUGUCUGCAUUUUCACAGCCAAUAACAUUCAGCUAUCAUAGGCUGAUCACUGUUAUUGUAUUUCACAGAGGAAACAAGAUUCUGAAAUCAUCCCUAAGAAUGUGGCACAGUGGUUAGCACUGCUGCCUCGCAGUGCUCGGGACCGGGUUCAAUUCCUGCCUCAGGCAACUGUCUAUGUGGAGUUUGCACAUUCUCCCAGUGUCUGCAUGGGUUUUCUCCGGGUGCUCCGAUUUCCUCCCACAGUCCAUGGGAGGUGAAUUGGCCAUGCUAAGUUGCCCGUAGUGUUAGGUGCAUUAGUCUGGGGUAAAUGUAGGAGAAUGGGUCCGGAUGAGAUGCCUUUUGGAGAGUCAGUGUGGACUUGUUGGGCCGAAGGGCCUGUUUCCCACACUGUAGGGAAUCUAAGAAAAGCCAUUGGAAUAAGAAGGGGGGAAGUGGGGGAAAAAAAGAGGAAAGGAAUCUAACCAGUGAUUUCAACAUCCCAUGACAAAUUUUAGAAAUACCCAUGCACUCAGAUAUCAAAACUUGACAGUGUAAAGAAUUUAUAAUUUUAUAUCCUUUGUUCAAGCUUGAACUAAUAAAGUGGUUAAGCAAAACCCACUGAACUCUGAGUCAUACAGCAUGGAAACAAACCCUUUCUCAGUGCUUCUAUUUACAUGCUAGCCAACUGAGAAAGACCUCCAUAGAUGCACCAUGUUUAAUGUCUACAAUAUAUUAACAGUACAGAUUGCAGUGUAAUUCAUACACCAGCCUUUUUUUUCCCACCCCAUCUUUAAAUAUGAUGCAGUUUAAAUGUUCUCUCUCUGAACAA
This is a messenger RNA of Hemiscyllium ocellatum (epaulette shark), 6343 nucleotides long. RefSeq names its product dolichol kinase (gene dolk). Lineage: Eukaryota; Metazoa; Chordata; Chondrichthyes; Orectolobiformes; Hemiscylliidae. The transcript has 2 exons. Gene Ontology annotation, cellular component: endoplasmic reticulum membrane. The record is from RefSeq and is a predicted model, not a curated record. Gene Ontology annotation, molecular function: dolichol kinase activity. Gene Ontology annotation, biological process: dolichyl monophosphate biosynthetic process. The coding region runs from base 222 to 1793 and encodes 523 amino acids.